AUGCCUGCCGCACCACCGUUGAAACGUUCUGAUUCGACCUCCAACGAGACAGUGCUCACUCAAAAGUCCAUUGGGAACAAGAAGUCGCAAGUCCAGCCAUGGAAGAGCUUUCUGGGUGAUUCAGUGGAUAGAGGAUUUCAGGAGGAAGGGUUGGAUGAUGCCCUCACCCUGAAGAGUGGUGUACAGGAUAAUGGAGUAGCUGGUUGA
Penicillium nucicola is the source of this 207-nucleotide messenger RNA. RefSeq lists its product as uncharacterized. The coding region runs from base 1 to 207 and encodes 68 amino acids. The record is from RefSeq and is a predicted model, not a curated record. The transcript has a single exon. NCBI's taxonomy places the organism in Eukaryota, Fungi, Ascomycota, Eurotiomycetes, Eurotiales, Aspergillaceae.